Gallus gallus (chicken) is the source of this 2376-nucleotide messenger RNA. RefSeq names its product synaptotagmin like 4 (gene SYTL4). The record is from RefSeq and is a predicted model, not a curated record. Gene Ontology annotation, cellular component: exocytic vesicle; plasma membrane. Gene Ontology annotation, molecular function: neurexin family protein binding; phospholipid binding; small GTPase binding. Bases 159 to 2231 code for a protein of 690 amino acids. Gene Ontology annotation, biological process: intracellular protein transport; exocytosis. Lineage: Eukaryota; Metazoa; Chordata; Aves; Galliformes; Phasianidae. The transcript has 17 exons.
AGAGAGCAGCCGAGGUCCCUCGGCCAGAGGGCCGCGGGCUGCACGGCACAGCCGUCCCGGUGCCGGGUGGUGCCGGCUGCCCGCAGACCAGCAGAACCGGUGCCGCCGGCCUGUGGCGCUGGGAGUACAGACGCAUCCGGCUGCUUGGGGUCAGGGUGAUGUCGGAGGCUGUGGAUCUGUCCUUCCUGUCGGACGUCGAGAAGGAUUUGAUCCUGCAGGUCCUGCAGCGCGAUGAGGAGCUCCGUAAAGCGGAGGAGAGGAGAAUCAGGCGCCUGAAGAAUGAGCUGCUGGAGAUCCGGCGCAAAGGGGCCAAGCGGAGCAGCCAGCGCUACAGCGAGCGGACCUGUGCCCGCUGCCAGCAGAGCUUGGGCCGCAUCAGCCCCAAAGCCAACACCUGCCGGGGCUGCAACCAUUUGGUGUGCCGGGACUGCCGCUCCUACGGCCCCAACAGCUCCUGGCGCUGCAAAGUCUGCACCAAGGAGGCGGAGCUGAAGAAGACAACAGGGGACUGGUUCUACGACCAGAGGGUCAACCGCUUUGCCAACAGGCUGGGCAGCGACAUGGUACGGCUGUCUCUGCGGCACAGGUCUGCAGCGAGCAAAAGGGAGACGGUGGGACAGACUCUCCUGCAGAAAGCACAGCUUGGUGACCCCAAGGGCUCCUCUGCAGCCCGGCAGAAGAGCCCCCAGGAGCCCCGGAAAGUGCCCAGUUUGUUUCCUGAUGCCUCAGACCUUCGGGAAGGCAAAAGUGACACAGAGUCCAUGGAAAACAUGAGCCUGGAUGGCUACAGACCUGCUCCUGCUGCCGGGGGGGGCAGAAGGAACUCUCUGGAUAAAGCCACCACUAUCAAAGAGGGAAAGCAGGUUGCUGGACCAGCAGGACCCACGGCAGCCAGCCUGACACUCCCUCUGCCCUCCAGAAAUGUGCCUUCUGUCACCAACGGGCGGGAGACUCCCACAGGCAGCCGAAGUAGCACGUUGGUGAAUGAUCACGAAGCCAUCUUCAAGAAGAACCCCCGGAGGGUGGUGAGGCCCGCAGACUACACCAAGUCAGUGAUCGACCUGCGCCCAGAGGAAUUUGUGGGUGAAAGCAGCUCCAUGGGAGACAGGAGCAAGUCAGUGCCCGGCCUCACCACGGAGCUGGAUGAGGAGGAGGAGGACAUUGACAACCUGGUGGAGAUCCAUCGGCAGCGGGUGGCACGGGGCAGCAUGCGCAGUGGCACCUCCUCGAGCACGCUGGGGAGCAUGGUCAGCAUCUACAGCGAGGCUGGUGACUUCGGGAACAUUGCAGUCACUGGAGGAAUCUCCUUCUCCCUGAGCUACGAGCAGAAGACACAGACGUUGUUCAUCCAUGUGAAGGAGUGCCGGCAGCUGGCCUAUGGGGAUGAGGCCAAGAAGCGCUCCAACCCGUAUGUGAAGACUUACCUCCUGCCUGACAAAUCCCGGCAAGGGAAGCGCAAGACAACCAUCAAGCGCAACACUGUAAACCCGCUGUACAACGAGCUGCUGAAGUAUGAGAUUAAUAAAUCCCUCCUGCUCACGAGGACGUUGCAGUUCUCAGUCUGGCACCACGAUCGCUUUGGCCGCAACACAUUCCUGGGGGAGGCGGAGAUCCCCAUGGACUCCUGGAACUUUGACAGCCAGCUGGAGGAGUUUCUGCUGCUGCAUGGGAAGACUGGGGUGGAUGCUGCUGGCCUCCCCCAGUACAAAGGGGAGCUGGUGGUCUCCAUGAAGUACAUCCCAUCUUCCAAGCACACCGGGGCUGGAAAUGGCAGAAAGGGCAAAGCAGGAGAAGGUGGUGAGCUCCAGGUCUGGAUUAAAGAAGCCAAGAACCUCACAGCUGCCAAAUCAGGGGGCACAUCGGACAGCUUUGUGAAGGGCUACCUCCUGCCACAUAAAAACAAGGCCUCCAAGAGGAAGACGCCCGUGGUGAAGAAGACCCUCAAUCCUCAUUACAACCAUACCUUUGUCUAUAAUGGCAUCAACCCUGAGGACCUGCAGCACAUCUGCCUGGAGCUGACUGUCUGGGACCGGGAGCCUCUGUCCAGCAAUGACUUCCUUGGAGGUGUUCGCCUGGGCGUGGGCAAUGGCAUGAGCAAUGGGCAGGCCGUGGACUGGAUGGACUCCACGGGUGAGGAGCUGAACCUGUGGCAGAAGAUGCGCCAGUACCCAGGCUCGUGGGCAGAGGGGACGCUCCAGCUCCGCUCCACCAUGGCCAAGCUGAGGCCCUAGGCAGCACCAUCACAGGCACCAGGGCUCAACCUGGGGUUGGCACAGCUGCUCUGGAGCUGCACUCGCAGCAUGGCUAGAUGAAUGCCAAACUUAAUUAUUAUUAUUUUUUUUGCCUAUAUUUUAAUAAACAUGACCCUUCUCUAAA